Molecule: messenger RNA, 3675 nt
Organism: Monopterus albus (swamp eel)
Lineage: Eukaryota; Metazoa; Chordata; Actinopteri; Synbranchiformes; Synbranchidae
Gene: radx
Product: RPA1 related single stranded DNA binding protein
Exons: 15
Coding region: 775-3336 (853 amino acids)
Molecular function (GO): single-stranded DNA binding
Source: RefSeq, a predicted model, not a curated record
UUCUCCAGUUGUCCUUGCACACGUGUACAGAACAGUGGUCGACUGAGGAAAAAAUAAAUGCAAAUGUUUUAUUUUUACAGAACUCUAAAAAAAAAAGUCUUAUUUUACGGAGCCCGGAAGGGGACAUAAAGAAAAAACUCGAUAGGUGGAAAAAAAGCUGCGAGAUCUCUCAAUAUCGCUUUUUAAAAAACCUUUGCGGGAUCUCGCUCCGUAUGGUAUCAACCAAUAUAAGAAUGAACUACAAGUUCACAUUUGCCUUACACGCACUGGUCGCUUUGAUGACGUCAAGCCAAGCUGACCCCUCAGCUCAGCGCGAAAUUUAAAAAUAUAAUUUCCUGUGUCUGUUAGAAGGAUGGGGUUUUGCUCAAAAAACAGUGUUUGACGUGAUAACGUUAUAUAUAUAGAAAUUUAAGCAUAUAGCUUACGUAUAAAGCGGAUUUAUGUCCCUUUGCGGAUGUUUUGGUGUUCAAGCAAACAGUGACGCAAUCAAACAGCACCCGGAUUGUUUGUUGUCAGUUAGCCGUUAGCCAGUAGUAACGAUAAUUGUAGCUUUGUUAGUAAAGUAGCCUCUUCUCAAAAUAUUGAGAUAAUUAAGUACGCCUGUUAUAUGGUAGAAUACUGUAGCUCUCAUAACAUCGCUCUGCUCUUGCAAUUAUUCAGAUACCUAUUUUUCUUAAGUUAGUUAUUUAGCCAAAGAGAUAAUAUGGGAUAAUCUGGUGACAGCAGCAAUACUGGUUAACGGGUAGCGUUGACUAGUAAAAGUAAUUUCCCAGCAUGGAUGAUAACUCGUCUUUGAUGGCGACUGGUCUUUCUCAAGUAUCUUUCCUCCAGAGGACGUUAGAGCGGUUAUCUUCUACACAUAUUCUGACAUUAAAAACCGAAGAGGCGCCACCUGUCGCUGUCAUUGCACUUCAGAGGUAUUUAUCCGAGCAAACCGAAGGGCUGCCCCAGCUUGACAGCUACAGCUUCGACGCGAUCGUCACUGACGGAGUCUGGCGAGCUAAAUGCUUUGUUCACCCUCAUUUAAAUCACCUGGUGCACGCAAAUACCCUGAGGACCGGAACUGACAUUAGCAUCACGCAGUGUUCUUUUGUUUACAAUGAGAGGAGACUAGGACAUGGCUACAUUUGCAUUGAAAACCUCAGAUGUGGUGCAGGGAGGUCUGCUGUCCUGUCCCGGAUAAACGAUGUCACUUCACUGCCUGUGCUGGUGAAGCGUGGAAUGGAGAGGAGUGUGGUACUGCAAAGUGAUGUUCCCCUUCAGCUGGGCCGCAGACACUACCUGUCGCUGUGGAACAAUGACGAUCCAGAGGGAGACAUCUGGAUAGCAGGGUCUCCCUUGUCUGACAUAGUGCUGGAUGUGUCCAGGAUUGCUCUACUGUGUAGUCUGGAGUCAUCAUUUCCUUUCUCAGGGAAACAUCUCCCUCUUCUAGUGAAGAUAAUACACAAAUCCAGAUUGAGGUAUUAUGGGAAGUUUGGGCUCAAGAUUGAUUACCCCUACCAGGCAUACUUUGAAGUUGCUGACCAGACUGGCAUAAUGUCCCUUGUGCUUUGGAAUGAACUUUGUCCCGAGUUUUACCAGAGACUCACUGUAGGAACAGUGUUGUACCUCCAAAAUUACACCCUGAAGCAGAGUUAUUCAAACCGGUCACGGCCUCAAAUGGACCAUCACAGGAUGAAGACUUUUAAAUCUGUAGAAAUCUGUCUGAACCCUCGCAACCCUGCUUCAGUCAUCACUGUGGUACCCCCAAAGAGUGUGCUGCCUCAGUGGGGCCUGCCUGAGGUUUCCUACCAGUUCAUCACCAGGUCAGAGUUGGAAAAAUUACCCAACAAUUCUGCAUGUGAUGUCAUUGGUUUAGUAACAUUUGUUGGUCGGGUUGAAAGAGUCAGAAGUAAAGGCAACAAGGGUCCAGAAAAAUACUGGACAUAUCGCUGGGUCCACGCACUGGAUGGGACCUCUCACCAUCCUUUUAUCUUAGAGAUUUUUUCCUCAUCUCAGCCAGAAAUCUUUAAUCGUAUCUGUUCAAUGACCUACCUGGUUUGUACUCAGAUGAGGGUUUGUCAAGUGGAAGGUUCUUUGCCAUACCUCACAAGCAGCUGUGAGACUGAGACAUUCAUCACAGGCUACCACAAAGGUCAGCCAUAUGUGAGUGACCCCAGAGUGAAGAGCUUCAUCCAGUGGACUAAGACUCUGAAGGACAACAUCAUCCUCCAGAAGACAGCUGUUGGUGGCCAUUACUGCUACCCUCACCCUCCACAGACAUUUACACAGUCAGUGGCAGAUUCCUCAGGACAAGUUCCUCUGGUUGCUGCAGCUGACCUCAAGAGGGAGUUGGAGACCCUGCAAUACAGGGAACAUAAAAAACUGGCAAUUCAAGGCCAGAUUACAACAGUGCGGUACUUGAGGGUUCUAGAGACCAUAGAGCCACUAGGAACAGAAGAGGUUUCUGAUGUUGCUACUGAUGUGUGUGAAUCAGCUGUACCAGACACACACAGUCAUUCCUCGACAGCUGAGUGGACUCCGGCGGAACGUGUAACAUCUCCCUGUGCUGAGAACAUCUUAGCCAGCAGAAGGAAAAGAAGAAUUCAGUUGAGAAAAGCCACGCAGUCCUCGAAUCAUGGAAGCAUGCCAGCAAAAAGGAGGGCUGGACAUGCAAAUACAGAGGAAGGACGAGAGCAGGAAGAAAAAGAAGAAGAAGAAGACAGUGACUCUGCAUCAGAGGAGGCACAGAAUGUGGAGCAAAUCCUCCAACUGCAAAAUCCAAGUCAAGUUUGUUUUCAACCAGAUAUUUUGUCCUGGGAAAGUAGCAGUUGGCCGCAGCAAAGACUUGAAGUGUCCGAACAUUUGUGCCAAGGUGGUCUGUACCAGGACAGCCUCUCUCGGAGGUUCACAUUUGAUGAGAAGAACAUCCUCCUGCAGUGGAGUAACCUUCAGCCAGUGCGGUGGAGCCCAGAGCAGACUGCUGACCCCCUCCCACCUGUGGUCUGUCCAGGAUUCUACCAAGUCACAAUAUUAGGCAUAAACAAGCAGAUAGCUGUUGAUGCAGCUUUUUUUCCUGUUGUGAGCUCUGAUGAGCCCAGGGCAGUAGGUCUGCCUCUGGAUCCCCAUGGCAACACCAUGCUUUCCUGCCUUUUGUCAGGCUUCCUCUGUCCUCUCAGUGACACAGCCAACCAUAGCGACAUGACUCUUCCUGAGCCAGAGGAGAUAUUAGCGACCGCCAGUGAGCUGCAGGAUACACAUGUGGUGUGCAUCUUGGACCUUUGUCAUCUGGGUGGAGAUAAGGUGGAGGUCCUGAUUAACAAGGUGUACAGAGUGGCAGAGGUUUCUCUUAACUAGGAGGUGCAGAGGAGCAAGUACUUAAUCCUGAGGGAGUAUCUUCUAAUUUUUAACAGCAUACAUUAACCAUGUAACUGAAGUUAUUUUGGAUAGCAAGAGCAAAGGAGCCCUAAGGCCAAAACUCAUUUUGAUAUUUGUAAAUCCAUGUACAGUACACAUCAAGUAGUACUUUUUUUUUUACUUGGACUUGGAUCUUUUGAAGAGUGCAAAAGGUUGACUUUUUAAAACAAAAUUCCUAAAAAUGCUUAUUUUAUUACCAUCUUGAUUCAGACCCCCUGUACAUUUAGUGUGGCUGACAGAUGUUGGUUUGGCUACAAAUAAAGUGUCAAACGGUACUUU